Messenger RNA from Pyricularia pennisetigena, 660 nucleotides. RefSeq lists its product as uncharacterized. Gene Ontology annotation, molecular function: FMN binding; oxidoreductase activity. The record is from RefSeq and is a predicted model, not a curated record. NCBI's taxonomy places the organism in Eukaryota, Fungi, Ascomycota, Sordariomycetes, Magnaporthales, Pyriculariaceae. Gene Ontology annotation, cellular component: cytosol. The transcript is spliced from 2 exons. The coding region runs from base 1 to 660 and encodes 219 amino acids.
AUGUCCGCCAGGAAGAGCAUCGCCGUGAUCGCCAUGAGCGUGCGCCGGCCGCGAGUCGGCCUGCACGUGGCGACCAACGUACACGCCGUCGUAUCCAAGGCCGCGGGCGACGAGUUCGCGGUCAAGCUGGUGGACCUGGCCGAGUUCAAGUUGCCAGUCUACGACGAGGAGCUCACGCCCGCCAUGGUCACGGACCCGCAGGCGCAGUACCAGUACGAGCACACCAGGCGCUGGUCGGCCGAGAUCGCCUCCCACGACGCCUACGUGCUCGUGCUGCCCGAGUACAACUAUAGCAUAUCGGGCGGCGCCAAGAAUGCCAUCGACUACCUCUACAACGAGUAUGCUUGGAUGCCCUCUCUGAGCAGUAUGAUAUGGAUCGGCAAGCCGGUCGCCGUCGUCACCUACGGCAUCUUUGGUGGCCAAAACGUAUCAGCUGCCGCCAAGCAGAUUCUGGAUGGCAUGAAGCUACGCGUGGCCCCCACACGACCUAGCUUGGGCUUUGUUGGCAAUGCCGACGGCAAGGAUUUCAUGCUCGCUACGCAGGGUCAGCUCGGCGACGAAACCAAGAACUUUAUUCUGGAGGGAGAUGGUUUCAAGCAGAUAACCAAGAGCUUCGACGAGCUUAAGGCUUUACUGGCGACUCCUGUAGGAGCUAAGUAA